Colossoma macropomum (tambaqui) is the source of this 3180-nucleotide messenger RNA. It is a transcript of the gene phospho1, whose product is annotated as phosphoethanolamine/phosphocholine phosphatase 1. Gene Ontology annotation, molecular function: phosphatase activity. The record is from RefSeq and is a predicted model, not a curated record. Lineage: Eukaryota; Metazoa; Chordata; Actinopteri; Characiformes; Serrasalmidae. Bases 156 to 1010 code for a protein of 284 amino acids. The transcript is spliced from 2 exons.
GGGAAACUCAGCGUCGCACAGCGGGAUUAAAACGAGGAGCAGCAAGGAGACGUUUUUCUGCUGGAUGUACAGCUUCAGUUCACCUCUUUUGUUCUUUUAAGGAGAGAGAAAAAGAAGAACAGAAAUAGUCUGUGAGGUGUGCAUCACUGCUAACGAUGCGGGACUCUGUCUUCAAUUGCUGUUUUGCCCCGCCUCAUCCUCCUUCAAGCAGACGGGACGAAUCCAAUUUUCAUGGCAAUAGAGCGUCGGCUCCACCCCCUAAUGACCGACGCUUCCUGAUCUUCUUCGACUUUGACGAGACGCUGGUGGACGAGUGCAGUGAUGACGCAGUGGUUAGCGCGGCACCUGGUGGCUCUCUUCCCAGCUGGCUGAAAGACACAUAUCGACCGGGCAGGUAUAACGAGUACAUGCAGCGUGUGCUGGCCUACCUGGCUGAGCAGGGUGUCACUCCAGGGACCAUCAUCAACACGAUAGAGCGACUUCCGCCAUGCCCGGGUAUUCCGGCACUUCUGCGCUUCCUGAUGUCCCGCCCACCGCGGGAUUUUGAAAUUGUGUGUGUGUCUGAUGCCAACACGGUCUUCAUCGAGGCAUGGCUGCAGAAUCUGGGCUUCCGCCAGCUUUUCCUGCGCAUCUUCGCAAACCCUGCCCACUUUGACGAUAACGGCCAGUUGCAGCUCCGCCCAUUCCAUACCCACAGCUGCCUGCGGUGCCCGGUGAACAUGUGCAAGGCGGAGAUUGUGCGGCAGUAUACAGCUCAGCGGGUUCGCGAGAGAGGUGGUAGACGAUACCAGAAGGUUCUGUACGUUGGAGAUGGAGCCAACGACUUCUGUCCAUCGCUCACACUUUCGCCGGGGGAUACAGCUUUUCCUAGGCGCGACUUCCCUAUGCAUAGGCUGAUCCAAGAGAUGGAGGAGGCUAAACCUGGAGAGUACAAGGCCAAUGUGGUGCCCUGGAGCAGUGGCGAGGAUAUCAUAAACAGGCUUAGGAAGAUAGUGGAAGAAAGGCCUUAAAAGAGUGGUUCCCAGUACUUGUCCUAGAGUAACCCUGUCUUGCAUGCUUUGGUGUUUUUGGGUUGCUUGCUCCAAAACACCUGAUCCAAAUCGGACAGUUCUCAUCAAUUUGUAAAGCUGGAAAAUUGUCUUGUGACCAAAUCAUAACUACCUGUUGUUUGGUUCGGGUGGUCAUCGGCAAGUGGUAAAUCUAUCACGUGAGCAAUAUCCAUAAAUCUUGGGAUGGACCAAAGCCAACUCUACUGUGGUCAUGUAGUAUUAGAAAACUGGUGUGUUCAGGUGGUCCUCAUAAACCUACAAAUUUCCCAGUUUACCGCAAGCAAGUUGCAUACAAAUGGGUGACAAAGUUGUAAAUUAAGUCGUAAAGUGCCACUAGCCAGCACAAUGUCUUAGACCAUGUGAACAAAGUCGAUCAAGCCGGCAAACAGUGUAGUCUACCAUGUGGUAAACAAUGUAUGACUGAUACCUAAAUUUCUGUAUCAUGUGCGUAAAUUACUAUAACCUUACACAUACCUGUAGAGAGCAGACAGGCAUUAUCAGUAAGAAACCAACAAUAGAUUUUUUGCUGAGGGAUGUUAGUGGUCCAUCAUGCAGACAUGAUAUAAAUUUGCCAGUUGUCGAUGACCACCCAAACGUCUUAAGAGCCAUUCCAUUACUAUAUUAGCACAAGUUUAUUAGAAGAGCCCUUAUUGAGGCGAGGGACCAAGUGACCUCAAGUACUGACUUCAAUGACAAAAUGUGCCCAGAAAUCAUUGAGACCUGAUGCAUUUCCCUUUGCAAACCUGAAAAUAAUUUUCACCAGAUGUAUGUACAUUAUACUCAGACGUCUCAAAAAAAAUUCUGCGUGAUAAAGUUUGUAUGACUAAUUAGCUCACUGUGGCUAACCUAACAGUGAGUGACUAUAUACUGACUAAAUAAUUCGCCCCUUACUGUCCCUUGCUCCCCUUGUGCUGUGAGCGGCCACUUGUGUAACAUAGGUAUGAUGCACUUCAGAGUGGCGAGUCAAAGUUAGCAAGGCUAAUUACUAGGACUUUUCUGACUUAAAGUGGCACGUUAGAGCCAAAGAAAACACUCAAGUGCAAAAGAUGAGGGUACUCCAAAGACUAGGAUUGACAACAGUCGCCUUAGAAAUACCCAGCCAUGUCCAAACUUAUACAUACCCAAAGCCUUAAAGUGAAGCUAAAUAUACAGUUACAUGUGAAUAUCACACACUAUGAGCAGUGUGCAAACUCUGAUACAACAGAGAAGGGGUGGUAUUAAGGCACAGCUAUGCUUUCCAUAAUUCCGCAUAUCUGAGCACAAGAUGGCUGCCUCAUGUAUCCUGCUAGGUGUCCACCACAUGCAAUACCAACAUAAAUGUUGGAGGCAGUAUACCAUAAUGUGAUGUGACCUUAGCAGCAGACUGAACCAACUGCAACUAUGUCAGAAAGAACAUAGUUUGUCUACAAUAUCCUCUUAUGUAUUUCUCCAUGCAACUCCAUGAAUCAAAAAAGUCAGAAGUAGUCAUGGAAGGUUUCGUGAUGCCAGCCUGGGAUCUUUCUGCUCUGACCUGCCCCCUAAUGGAUAAAAGCUUUUAAUCCUCCAGAUACACAGACGAGUAAAAGAACGAAGUUCCUUGUGUAGCAGGUGUUUGCGAACACGUGUGUCAUUAAAAAUAAAGUAAAACUGUGCCUUUAAUGGGAGCUGCUCUGUUAUGCUAGCCAAGACCAAUUUAGCCUUUUCUUUGUUAGUCGCUGAGAUUAUAACGAUUAUGUCAGUAUGAAGAGGGAAAGGGGGUAAAAAGCUCAAAGUUUGCCUUUCUGCUAGCCAACAUAACCUGUGUGGAAAUAUCACCAUGCUCAGAACAUGUUCAUCCAUAUUCUAUAAGCAUUUCAUUGGGCAGUGGGUAACCUGAGAGCUAUAAUAAUGUAUGGACAAAGUCAUAACCAUAAUUUAAUGAUUUUGUCCUACUUUGGGUGCUUUUUUAAUCAUGUUUUUACAUCUUUCUAGUACUGUCUUUGUGUGUCCUACAUGUCAAUGUGUGCAUGUGUGUUUGUCUGCAUAUCAUAAUCAUCUCGGGCAAAGUCUGAGACUGUGUGCCUUUUGUCUCUUAGUCUGCUAAGUGGAUGUGUCUUGUUAGUUGUAUGCAUACCUCUGUCUUACUAGGAGGGAUAUAAAUCAUUGAACUCUG